Messenger RNA from Microtus ochrogaster (prairie vole), 2601 nucleotides. RefSeq names its product golgi phosphoprotein 3 (gene Golph3). The coding region runs from base 238 to 1173 and encodes 311 amino acids. The transcript is spliced from 3 exons. Gene Ontology annotation, molecular function: phosphatidylinositol-4-phosphate binding. Gene Ontology annotation, cellular component: Golgi cisterna; cytosol; trans-Golgi network. Gene Ontology annotation, biological process: Golgi to plasma membrane protein transport; Golgi vesicle budding; Golgi organization. The record is from RefSeq and is a predicted model, not a curated record. Lineage: Eukaryota; Metazoa; Chordata; Mammalia; Rodentia; Cricetidae.
AUCUUGGGCUGUGUGGGGCCACGACCGCGGGCGGAAGGCACCCUUGUGUACCCCGCCGACUCCCGGCCCGCCGGCUUCGCCCAGCCCCGGCUCCUCAUGACCGCCUUCGGCCCCGCAGCCCACGGACAUCGCCCCAGCGCCGAGGAUUAACACGGAAGCACCUGGGGCCGGGGCUGUGAGGGAGAGCCGGCCGGUCCCGCGUCCCUGUCGGUCCGGCGCGGCGCUUCGGCCGGAGCCAUGACCUCGCUGACCCAGCGGAGCUCGGGCCUGGUGCAGCGGCGCACCGAGGCCUCCCGGAACGCUGCCGACAAGGAGCGGGCGGCGGGAGGCGGCGGCGGCAGCGGCGAGGACGAGGCGCAGAGCCGCCGCGACGAGCAGGACGACGACGACAAGGGCGACUCCAAGGAAACGCGGCUGACCCUGAUGGAGGAGGUGCUCCUGCUGGGCCUCAAGGACCGAGAGGUGCGGGCGGACGGGCGAGCCGGGCGGGGUGGCGGCGGGGGCGCGGGCUCCAGGUGGGUCCCGGUGGGCGCUGGCCGAGGCCGCACCUGCCCCUGGCUCGGGAACCCAGUGGGCCGGAGCGCCCAACUUGUCCCGAGGAGUGUGGGGGUCAGCCCCGUCCGGCGGGGCCCUGUGAUCUGUAAAUCGGAUGCUCCAACAGGGGACGUUCUUCUUGACGAAGCUCUAAAGCACGUUAAGGAGACUCAACCUCCAGAGACGGUCCAGAACUGGAUUGAGUUACUUAGUGGUGAGACAUGGAAUCCAUUAAAAUUGCACUAUCAGUUAAGAAAUGUACGUGAACGUUUAGCUAAAAACCUGGUAGAAAAAGGUGUACUGACGACAGAGAAACAGAACUUCCUCCUGUUUGACAUGACGACACAUCCUCUCACCAAUAACAACAUUAAGCAGCGCCUCAUCAAGAAGGUACAAGAAGCUGUUCUUGACAAAUGGGUAAAUGACCCUCACCGAAUGGACAAGCGCUUGCUGGCCCUCAUUUACCUAGCCCAUGCCUCAGAUGUUUUGGAGAAUGCCUUUGCUCCUCUUCUGGACGAGCAAUAUGAUUUAGCCACCAAGAGAGUACGGCAGCUUCUCGACUUAGACCCAGAAGUGGAGUGUCUGAAGGCCAAUACCAAUGAAGUCCUAUGGGCCGUGGUAGCUGCAUUUACCAAGUAACUGUCAGAAUGGAAUGUUUCCUUUUUCUCGUGAACCAGUAGUUUUUCUUCUAUUGACAUCUGGUUUCCUGUAGUUUGUACUUUCCCAUACUAAUAAUUGGCUUUUGUUCUACAAAAUUGUGGGUGGCAAUUUCUUUUUGUAUGUAUGCGGGAUUCUGCUGGUACGAGAGGCUUUCCUCUUUCUGUUUUUAACCAACCUUACUGCCAUAUUGGCACUCCAUUCCCUCUUGCCAUUCUCACUGUUACCUGGUUGGGUCUGCUGUACUCUGGCUUUCAGAGUACCUCCAGUCACCUCAUGCACAGCUUUUGGAUUACCUCAGCUUGUGUUUUCCCACCUGGCAUUCUGCCUACAAUUCAGACAAGUCACAACAAGGCCUUCAACUCACCAAAGGUAAAUAUCUGUAUCUAUUAGGACAUUUUAUACAUAGACCUCAGUUGAGAUGUAUACUUAGCAAAAUUAUUUUUAAAUUGAAACAGCACAGUAAAUAGGUAAUAUAAAAUGCCCCUUGGAUUUUGCUUCCUAUGUAAAUCUAUUGUGUGGUUACAUGUGUUAUAAUUUUAGCUAUUAAAUCAUAAAGGUCCAAUUGUUUCACAAAGCCAGUUUGAGAUGGGCUGCAUUCCACUUAUGCUGUAUAUAGUUCGGAUUACAUAUGAAUCGCCCCUUCUUCUGGCCACCUCUGCCUCGUCUUAGUAUUCUGCAAAAUUUAAUUGUGCACCUGGUGCCCUUCACUAGCUUCAUUGUUAUUUGGUGGCAAACUCGACCUCUCAUCGUUGAAGGAGAGAAAGAUGUGAUCUGUUCAGCUCUUUCUGAGCUGGGCCCCUCAUGUUACUCCUUUGUGACUUUUAAAUUCUUCCCAUUCUUAUGAUUUCUGAAGGAAAGAGGCUUGUGACUAGUACUAAUCUGGAGUACAGUUUUUUUUUUCUGUCCUUAAGUAAAUUAAUGUCUGCUCCAAAAUAUCAUUUAUCUACUCAUCCAUUCUUGGGAAAAGAAGAUCAGAUAUCAGUCCUAGCAGAUGUUGCAUGUAAAUUGAUAGCAAGUAAUGACUGCAACGCAGAUGAUUAAGACUUUUGUAACAGAAAGCUCUGCUAUAUUUUAAUUUUAUAUACAAUUAUGAUAAUUAGCACAUCGUAAGACUACAAACCUCUGCUUUUUAAUGUUGAUUUUAUUCUUUAUCACUGUUUAUGUACCAUUGGUUUCAUAAUGUAAAUACUAUACAUUGAACAAAUUAAAUGUCAAAUUUUUUAUUACCAUAGUUCAUGUUAAUAGUGGGGCUUUCAGGUGUCUAGAAGGUUUUGGUUAACAUUUGAUGCAAAAAUACUAGAUGUGUAUAACUUUAGAGUUGAAUUUUAAGGGACUCCCUAAUAUGUAUACUAUCUUUUUAUCUGAAGUAAUAAAUAAACUAUGAUCUUGAAAGUGCCUGAAUCACAA